Molecule: messenger RNA, 3012 nt
Organism: Closterium sp. Naga37s-1
Lineage: Eukaryota; Viridiplantae; Streptophyta; Zygnematophyceae; Desmidiales; Closteriaceae
Source: the annotation of a GenBank genome assembly
AUGAGCUGUGCGGAAGCUUCCGCGACGGGCCGCCGGGAUGCCGCCGCGGAGGGUUCCUCUGCGUCGCGCCGCGCAGCAGCAUCAAUGCCAGCCGUUACAGCAGCAGACGCGCCGCGGCGCAGCGAUUCGGUUCCGGUUAUCUCCGCUCGCGAGCUCACGCGCCGCUUCGUCUUCACGGAUCUGCUAGGGGAGGGAAAGUUCGGCCGCGUUUGGCGCUGCUUGGACCGCCACGGCCCCACCAGCGAGCCGCUCGCGUGCAAGCAGAUCCUCACCGCUCAUCUCACGGCGGAGCAACGGCUGGCGCUUCACCGCGAAAUCGCCGUCCUGCAACGCCUGCAGGGCCACCCGAACGCACUUCAUUCCAACAGCAAUUCCGCCCAUGCGGUAUACGCGCCAUGGGACUCGCCGCGAAACGCGCCGCACAAGUCCGCGCGCGCGUCCAUCUUUCCGCACAGCCGUAGCGAUCCGUCAGGCAGCAAUGCCGACGCUGCUGCUCAAGCUGCCGCCGCUGCUGCUUCCGCUGCUGCUGCUGCUGCGCGGGGAGUUACUUCGGCAUGCUCCGCGUCGCCGCCAGCGGGCGCAUGCACUGACGCGGGGGCUUCGCGGGUGGCUCUUCCUGCGCGAGCGAUCCCGCGGCCCCAGAUCGCGAUUCCGCGCGCAUACUCUGCUACAGAGAUUUCUCCGCGCGCAUGUCAUUCCGCCGCGGGAAAAGUCACUGGCGAGAGCGCAGCAGCCGCUUCUCCACGGGGCGGGGGAAAUGACGAGGAGGAAUCCGAGGAGGCGAUUUAUCCGAGCCUGUUUGGUGGGGCUGCCGAGCCUGAGGUUCGGCUCGCGGAUUUCGGCAUGGCGUGUGAGGUGCCUCCAGGCUCGGCAAUCAUGGGCCUGGCUGGAAGUGAACCGUACGAGGCUCCUGAAAUGGUGGAGAUGAAACGUUACGACCAUCAGGCAGAUGUGUGGUCCCUGGGGGUUCUCCUGCACACCCUCCUCUCUGCCACGUGGCCAGAAUUCCCGGAUGGAAGGCGUGAGCUGGUGCAGGAGGAUUUGACGGUGCGCCCGUGGCCGUCGAUCUCGGAAGAUGCGAAGGAUCUGAUCCGUCAGAUGCUGGUGGUGGAUCCGAAUGAACGGCUGGAUAUUCACUGCGUGCUUCAGCACCCGUGGUUGGUGAAAUGGAUGAGGAGGCAGAGAGGGCGGCCGCAGAGAGGCAAUCGGGAUGCUCCAGAACCGCUUGAGCUGCAGGGGCAAGGGCAUGUGAAGGAACAGCUGCAGCAACACCUGCCGAAGCAGCAGCAGCAGCAGCAGCAGCAGAAACUGACAGAUUGCCCCACCGCUGAACCUCCUCCCGCCAAGCUGAUCCCACUUUCCCCCCUCCUGCCCACUCUCCACGGCUCCGUCUUAGAAUGCACAGACAAGGAGACCGGCCAAGGGCUGGCCUGCAAAGUGAUGCUCAAGAACGCGCUGCGAACAGAAGCCGACAAAAACGGCCUGCGGCGCCGGCUGGAGAUAAUGAAGCAGGCCGGCACGCAUCUGAACGUGGUGUCGCUUGUGGGCGUGUUUGAGGACACGUGUGCAAUCUACGUGGUCAUGGAGCGCUGCUUAGGUGGCGACUUACUGGAGUACAUCAGCAAAAUGGGCGCGAUUCCCGAGCCGCAGGCGGCUAUUAUGUUUCGGCAGCUCGCAUCGGCUGUCGCCUUCUGUCACGACUAUGGGAUCCUGCAUCGCAACUUAAAGCCCGAGAACGUGUUUCUGACGUACGGGACGGCGGACGACCUAAACUACGCGUCGCCCGCGCUGUCCUCCUGUAGCUCCUUCUCCUCCUCCUCCUCCUUCUCCAUUUUCUCGCCGUCACUCUCCGCCUUCUCCACCCCGCAAAGCUCCCCCGCGCGGCAUGCAAGCGCUUCCUCCUCCCCCUCCCCUUCGUUCAAUCCCCCUUCCCCCGCUCCUUUCAGCAGAAGCACCGCCGCUUCCCCCGCCCCCUCCCCCGUUGGCUCUUCCCCCAGCCUUCCCCUCCCUUCCCCCUCACCGUCCGCGGCACCUUCCGCCUCUCGCUUCCAGAAUCCAGUUUUUGAAUCCAACUCCGAGCCCCCCGAUUCCUCCGCCUCCCCCGGCUCUGCCUCCGCAUCCGCCUCCUUCUCCGCCUCCGCCGCCGCCGCCACCGCUACCGAACCAGCAGAAGCAGUAGCUGCAGACGACGUACCCGACGCAGCCCUCCCUUCGUCAACCCCAGCCUUUUUCGCGUUCAAUUUUCAGGGCCCCUUCGUGCGACUUAACGACUUCACUCUGGCGACGCGCCGUCGCAGAGGGUCGUACGUGAGCGGAGCGGUCGGAAGCCUGCCGUACAAAUCGCCGGAGAUGAUUCUAAAAGGUCGCUCCAACGAGAAGGCGGACAUUUGGAGCCUUGGAGUUAUUCUCUACUCCAUGCUCUCAGCUCGGUGGCCCUUUUAUUCGCCUAAAAAGGCUGCUCUUGAGCGGAAGAUCCUGAAUGGCCACGUCGACUUUUCCGGUGAUCCCUGGCCGUCGAUCUCAGAUGACGCAAAGGAUCUCGUCCGUCGGAUGCUGGCUGUCAACCCGAACGAACGGCCUUCCGCAACGGAGCUGCUAAAGCAUCCAUGGGUGCUGAAGUUUCUUCUAGCGGAAUCCCAGGGGGGGAGCUCGGGCGCUGAUGCUGGCGCAGCAGGCACAGGUGUUGGGGGAAGCGGGGGGGUGGCGGUGGCGCAGCAAGUGAAAAACGGAAAGUUAUCCGGGAGGGAGGUCACUGAAGAGGGCUUAGGCGUCCCACAAGACGUGCCCAGCACCUGCUCCCGCUUCUCAUUCAGUGACUCGCUGAUGGUCCGCGUAAGAUCUAAGGUCACCGAUUUAAGCUUGCUCUUACCCCGCCGCUCCUGCACCGUUUUCCCUCCUUCCCCCAUUCCCUCUACUCCGCUUCCUACACUGCUGGACCGACUGAAAGCGCCACCGCUGAAAUCGCUACAGCUGCUGGGACCCUCCCACCCUUCUGAAAAGCUGUCAGCAUAG